Molecule: messenger RNA, 2489 nt
Organism: Exophiala xenobiotica
Lineage: Eukaryota; Fungi; Ascomycota; Eurotiomycetes; Chaetothyriales; Herpotrichiellaceae
Exons: 2
Coding region: 250-1725 (491 amino acids)
Source: RefSeq, a predicted model, not a curated record
GCUUGCAAAAAUGCUGCCUUCUUAGAACGACGACGCUUUGUCCUUGUGAAGAGUACAAGCUGACGCAAGGAAUGGUCAGGGAAGAUAUGCGUGCGUCAACGGACAUGCUUGUGUAAAGUCCCAUUAGGCGGACACGGUAUGAUAUGAAUGGUAUAUCUUUGAUGCUGUUGCACACGGCUUUACGUCUCCAACUGAGACAGUCUGAGUUGCCCCUUUCUUCUGAGCGAACGCGGCCAAGUGGUGGCUAAGAUGGACGAGCUUCCUGCAGAACUGAUCGGGCAUCUCUGCCUAUUCUUUGACAAAGCAUCCUUGCGCGCUCUGCGCCUUACCAGCCAUGUGUUUGCCGCCAUUGCUGAGAAGCAUCUCUUCAAAGACCUGGAGUUCCGUCUCUAUCCAAACCAUCACCGCAUGUAUCAAUUUGAACAAUUGGCGGCCAACGCCUCGAUAGCGGCUCGUUUGAGAUGUGUAACGUUUGAGUCUGGCGUCCAGCUUGAAUAUGCUGAUUAUAAAUAUUGGCAAGCGCAAGUAUACAAUGACAAGAGCCGUGCCUGGGAGAGAGGCUUGGCCACCAGAGGAGCAACACGCGACGAAUAUCUACUAUUUCAUGAGACCCUCCAAUCUCGCUUCACCACCGACGUUCUCCAAAGAUAUGACCUGUUCCGGUGGCAUCUUGAUCAGCAGGCAGCUUUGGUGGCUGAGCAAAACGUUAAGAAUAACCUUGUGCGAACGCUCAACAACCUCAAGCAAUCUUCGCCAGGCUUGCGCUUCAAGCUGGUCAUGGCAGAGCCUCAGAUUGAGCUCGAAGAUCUUGAGGCUUUCAAACCAGAGGAAUAUGAGAACGACAAGCCAUACGAUCCCGAUCCGCGCCGACGAGUCGCGAAUCGACGGCAACACUGCCUCGAUCAUUUCAUCAAUUUCCUUGAUGCGGCAAACCUGUCCCAUUUUGAUGUCGAUGAAGUCACAGCUUUUGACAUACCUCACCAGUUAUUGACUAGCGGUGGCCAACAUAACAAUCAAGUUCUAGAAGAAACAUUUCGCAGCUUGAGAAGGCUUGACAUGAAAAUCAGUGCUUUUCCACAUAGCGAUUGGCUUUCUCGACUUGGGACAAACAGUAUAUAUGUCGGUGGCAGGAAUAGUGCAGCUUGGAGGUUGAAAAUGCUAUUGAACCAGUCAUCGAAACUCGAAGAGUUGGCUCUUGAGUUUCCUGCUGGUAUGGAGUCUGAGUACUCCUUUGAGCUCUUCGACAGGACAAAUCUUGAUCGCUUUCCACGCUUGUGGCUGCCGCAUCUUAAUUCUCUGGUUUUAUGCAAAUUUCAAUGUUCUUGGGGGGAUCUUGAGGCAUUUCUUGAUGAUGCAGGGAACGUCAAGUGUCUUGUGAUGAAGGAUUGUCGGCUGGAGAGUGGCUCAAUGCUCGACCUGCUUGAUUAUUUCAACAAAAGGCGCGUGCCACAGGUCGAGCUCCGUGGUGCUUGGUUUGUCGACGAGGAUUCGGGAGAAUGGCAUAGCCAUACUGAGGACGACUUCACCGCUUGCUCUGCGGCAAUUUCUUUCGAAGGGCCUUACGCUCGCUGCGGAAUGAGGUCGCAAGUAGCUGACUACAUUCGGGGCGCGUCAGGAUGUCCAUUGACGCGCUGGACGACGGAUUCCGACUCUCAGUCGGAGUGGGAAACCACGAGCGAUACAAGUUGGCAUUAUAUCAGGAUGACAGGACAACCUUUCCAGUGAAGGUCACCGGACUGCCAUCAACAUGGAUUAGAUGCAGGGCCACCGCCUUUCGCAAAGAAACACCUGAAUCGGACUCACGAUGUCGCACACCCAUCCACAAGUUUCAUCCCACAAUAUCAGUGAAUCAACCAUUGACUCUACCAGAUUCAUUGACCACCUCUUUACCCUCAACCGCUCAAAAAAGCACCAUGCCACCUGCGCCAGCCACCAUGAACAACGCACAAGCAAUGAUGCCUAGGCGACGGGUCCUCUUUGAGGUCAAUUUGGGCAGACGCAGAGUUAUGGCUAUGACGGCCGACUUUUUGACAGACCAAGAGUGGAGGGGACUCAGGCGCUGGCGGCAGUUUAUAUUUCUGGUGCACAGCUUCAACCGUGGACUGUUGAUAUUGGUGCCCAUCGUAUUGGCACGCUGGAUUGCGCAUCGCCUGUUCUAGAGGAGAACCACGGGAGCGAACGAACAAGGGGAACUUGGAACCAUCCCAGAAAAUGCGAAGUAUUAAGACAUUCACAAAGAACAUACCUCUUGCGGAGCUUCGGGCGUUGUUGAAGCGCGGUGAGCGCCGCAUCAUACCGCAUGUGGCGGCUGAUCGACUCUGACAAAGCAAUCGUCAAAGACCCAUAGGGCUGAAAGAGUUUACUGCUUACAUCCCCUUUGCGCACAAUGUGCUUGUUUGAGCUCUUCCCCCGUUCCUGCCUCCAAUCAGCUUCCGGAAUCGUCAGGUACAAAGGAGUGACCUGGGCAAAUAUCACGUUCAAUAUAAGAA